CGGUUUUCCGACGACCACAAUCAUCGAUUUUGAAUGCGCGCGAGAGUCAGCGAACACUAUAUAUGCUAGCCACCACACCCUCUGCUUGCUAGCAAAUCGGAACACCUCUUCCAUCUUUAUUGAUCUGACCAAGGGAGACUCUUGUAGGAAAAUCACCAUGCUGCCAACAAGUUUGCCUCUGCUGAGCAAAGGUGGUCAUGCAACACACUGCAAAAGAUGCUUGUCCGGCUUGCCAUCUUCCCAAGUGGAUAUUGAUCCGGCCAAGCUUGCCCUGUCCUUUUACUGCCUAGGCUCCCUAGAUGUUUCGGGUGAACUCGAAAAGAAAACUAGGGAUUGGGAAAGAGAACAAUGGAGGGAAUGGAUAUGGAGUCAACAGACUCGUGAGCCAGUUCUGAAAUCCAAGUGUGUUGGAGAAUUGAGCCAGUCACCAGGCGGACAUUAUGGGACUGGCUUCCGAGCGAGCUCUUAUAUGACUACGAAACACUCGACAGAGGAAUAUUCGGGCCAUGAUAACCCUCAGAUCAUCAUGACUUAUACUGCCCUUCUCUCCCUGUCCAUAUUGCGCGACGACUUUUCACGUCUUGACAGGAAGGGCCUCCUGAAAUUCCUUAGGUCCUGUCAGAAUAUCGAUGGAAGUUUUUCUUCUGAGCCUUUAGGGGGUGACUCUGAUCUACGCACGACGUUCUGUGCUUUCGCCAUCAGCACCAUGCUUGACGACUGGUCAGGGAUGGACGUUGCAAAUGCUCUCCAGUUCAUCUGUUCGUGCCGAUCAUAUGAAGGAGGCUAUGGGCAAUCACCGUUUGGGGAGGCUCUAGGCGGCACUACGUAUUGUGCACUGGCAGCACUCCAGUUAGCUACUAAACAACUAGAUCCUCUUUCCCUUCAAGAUCGACAGAAAACCAUUCGGUGGCUUGUACAAAAUCAAGCAUCUAAUGGCGGGUUUAGUGGAAGGACCAACAAGGACGCUGAUGCAUGUUAUUGUUUCUGGUGCGGCGCAUCGCUGCAUGUGUUAAAUGCAGGCGAUCUGAUUGACAAAGCAGCAAUGACAUCUUUUAUAGCUUCCUGCCAAUUCAAAUACGGCGGAAUUGCAAAGAUUCCCGGCGAGCACCCUGGUACGCCAUUUUCAAAUCCUUUGACUUUGCAGCAAACGCUGUCCUAGAUCCUUAUCACACAUACCUCUCACUGGCAGCGGUGGCGUUACUCCCACCCAAUUCGUCAGAAGGAACAUCGUGGGCACUUUGUCCUCUAGAUCCUCUAUUGAACGCGACGGACCAGACGUCCUCGUGGGCUAGAGCACAUAUUCCAGCACCUAAAGUUGACGGUAAUGUAGGCAUAUAGGCGCGCGCUGAAUUAUGUCGAAGAAUUAGACAGCUGGUCUGGAUAAGCACCCGAUUAUAACAUUUCACUGACUAUCUUCGAAGUGUUUGUAUGGAACAUUGCCUCAUGCCAUUGUUACGUGUACCGU
Molecule: messenger RNA, 1465 nt
Organism: Suillus subaureus
Lineage: Eukaryota; Fungi; Basidiomycota; Agaricomycetes; Boletales; Suillaceae
Product: terpenoid cyclases/protein prenyltransferase alpha-alpha toroid
Exons: 7
Coding region: 158-1159 (333 amino acids)
Biological process (GO): protein geranylgeranylation
Cellular component (GO): CAAX-protein geranylgeranyltransferase complex
Molecular function (GO): CAAX-protein geranylgeranyltransferase activity
Source: RefSeq, a predicted model, not a curated record